Dichotomopilus funicola is the source of this 4503-nucleotide messenger RNA. RefSeq lists its product as uncharacterized. Gene Ontology annotation, cellular component: catalytic step 2 spliceosome. Gene Ontology annotation, biological process: mRNA splicing, via spliceosome. The coding region runs from base 1 to 4503 and encodes 1500 amino acids. The record is from RefSeq and is a predicted model, not a curated record. NCBI's taxonomy places the organism in Eukaryota, Fungi, Ascomycota, Sordariomycetes, Sordariales, Chaetomiaceae. Gene Ontology annotation, molecular function: helicase activity; mRNA binding. The transcript has 6 exons.
AUGCCGCCCGCGAAGCGAGUCAAGAGCGGCGCAGGUCCCCGGCUAAAAGCUGCACCCUCCGAAGGGCACGCCGCAGCGGCCGGUGAUGUUGAAGGCGGCGAGUUUGCGAGCCUAGCUCGGCAACAUUGGUUGAAGACUCCAGAACAACAGCAGCAGCAAGAACAGCAACAGCAACCGCAGCGGCAGACGAGGAAUACGAAAAAGAAGGUCAAGAACGACGUGCUCAAGCGCGAGAUCUGGGAUGUACUGGAGAAGGAGAACUUUCCGCAGAAGUCGCUACUUGAGUUGGAGGGGCUGCAGAUACUGGAAAGUUAUCUAUGGCCUGGUUACGGCGAGGACUCGUCCAACUACCAUGUCCUGCUCAUUGUUCUCAUAGUGAACGCUAAGCGGAGGGAGCGAUUGGGGACUUGGGAUAUCUUCGUGGAUCGCCCGGCCGACUUCUCCGAUCUCUUCCGCCGCGCCCUCUCCAUGACACUCGACGCCUCGCUGUCGUGGACUAUCAGGACCUACGUCUUGCUCUUCAUCAUCCAUGGCUUCCAGAGCCUAGACUACAGCAUUGUCCGCAAGGAGUGCGCCCCGCUGGUCUCCAUCUCCAUCUGGCACAACAUGUCGACCGAGAGCAAGCGGACCGCCAUUCUAGAGGCCAACCCGCAGCUGAAGAAGGCGUGGCGGGCAUCUGCCAAGCGCUACGACUCGGCCGACGACGCGGGGAAAGCUCGCCUGUUGUUCGAGAGGUCCUGGUUGUAUACCCUGGUGUUGGACUUUUUGAGUCUUCUCUACACCAACAGCCCCAAACCUGAGCAAGUUCUUUACUGCGAGCGCUUCGUGGAGCUCUUGACCGACCUGCAGAGCCAGCUUCCCACGCGGCGCUACGUCAACACGCUGCUGCAGGAUAUGCACGUCCUGCCUGCAAUGACGCUGUCACCUGUCUACAACGACGAGUCGAACGGGUUACUACGGGAGCUGACUGCUCUCUUCUCCCAUUACACUCGCUUCACCGUCGAUGACCACUCCGGCGCGCAACUCACCCAGAACGAGGCCUACGACCGGCACUGUGGGACGUUGGCUAAGCUGCAGCGGACGGCGCUGAAGUACUUCAAGGAAAAGCUGACUCUUUUGGCGCUGUCCAACUACGGGUCCAUCGAUAAGCGGGCCGGACUCGAACCGCUCCUCCAGCCCCUGACGGACGACGAGCUCGCUCAGUUGACGGACCACUUGGGCUUGCGGAUCGCGUACCCCGAGUCGACCAAGGUGCCCGUGGACCGCAGGUUUUUGAUAGAGGUUCUGUUGUGGACAUUCGAGCGGCACAAGACCUUCCAGGAAGCCGCCCGUGACCUGAGCGUGCUCCCGACCGAGGAGGAGCUUUUCGACAUUGGGCUGAGGAGAACGGAUCGCUACGACGGGUCUAAGCCCGUGGCUCUCCCCAAACUCAACCUCCAGUACCUCUCAGUGGGCGACUUCCUGUGGCGCGCCAUGGUCCUGUACCGGUGCGAGGCCUUCUACGCGAUCCGCCAGGAUAUCGAGGACGUCUUGACCAGGAUGAAGCCAAACAGCAAACAGCCCGGGGUGACGACCUUCUCGGGCUUCUCCCGGAUGGCCCUGCCUAUCGCCAAACCGACCAUUCUCGAAGUCGUGCCGCCCCGUGUCGGCCAAGACAGACCCUCGCUCGUCCGGGCCGAAGUCGCCAUUGAGCUGAGAAGGCUUUCACCGCAUGUGCGGCGGGAGUGGGAAUCGCUGCGUCCAGACGACGUGUUGUUCCUCGUCGCUGUUGAUGCCUCCAAGUCGAAACAGAUCGCUAACGGCGGCCCGCCGCUGUCCGAGGCCGAGAAGCUGGGUCUGGUGUCUGUCCGCGCGGCCGAGGUCAUCCAGGUGCUUGACGACAGGGGGCGGGCGAUCCGGGAUGCGCAGGCGUAUUUCGAUGGGCGGAACCGUAGCGACUCAAGAAAGAUUCAGGUACGGCUGGAUGCUUCGACGUUUGUCGAGGACACGGAUGGGAAGGUGAAUGUCUACGACGGGAUCAACCUGCUCGUGCGGAGAAGCGGCCGAGAGAACAACUUCAAGCCGGUGCUCGAGUCGAUCCGAGACCUCACGCUGUCUGAUGUCCCGCUGGCGUCCUGGCUGCACGAGGUCUUUCUCGGGUACGGUGAUCCGGCCGGGGCCACGUACAAGCACCUGCCCAACCGCGUCGGGAAGAUCAAUUACCGGGACACGUUCUUGGACUGGCAGCAUCUUAUCGAGAGCCUGCCCGGCAAGAUCAUUGAGCCCAGCGACGACGUAUCGGGCAGCUUUGGCCCGCCGUAUGUGUUAGAGACGGUGGAGAAACAGAAACAGGCCGAGACGGCGGUCUCGAAACCGUCUAAGAAGAGAAGGCGAGACGCCGAGCCGGCCUUGAUCGCAGAGAUCGAGACCAUCCACGUCUCGACGUACCAGCCGCCCAACAACGGACCGUACCCGAUCGACGCGCCGAAGCUAAACACGGUCCGCUUCACACCGACCCAGAUCGAGGCCAUCGUGUCGGGCACGCAGCCUGGUCUGACGGUGAUCGUGGGUCCUCCGGGUACGGGCAAGACGGACGUGGCGACGCAGAUUAUCAACAACAUCUACCACAACUUCCCGGAGCAGAAGACGCUGCUCAUCGCCCACAGCAACCAGGCGCUCAACCAGCUCUUUGCCAAGAUCGUAGCCCUGGAUAUUGACGAGCGCCACCUGCUGCGUCUCGGUCACGGAGAGGAGGAGCUCGAGACGGAGGGGAGCUUCAGCAAGCACGGCCGGGUUGAAUCGUUCCUCGAGAACCGACAGCGGUUUCUGCUGGAGGUGAAUCGCCUCGCCGCGAGCAUGGGCGCGCCAGGGGCCCACGGCAACUCGGCCGAAACAGCGGGCUACUUCAACUCGGUCUACGUCGAGCCAGCAUGGGCCAGGUUCACGGACAGCGUUCAGAAGGAGGAAGUUGGCCCCAUCGAGAUCGUCGAGGCGUUUCCAUUCCACGGCUACUUUGCGGAUGCCCCGCAGCCCCUUUUCCCCGUCGAUGCCGACCGCCAGGCCGCCCUGGACAUUGCCACGGGCUGCUACCGGCACAUCGCCAAGAUCUUCUCGGAGCUGGCCGACGUGCUGCCGUUUGAGAUCCUGCGGCGCGACAAGGACAAGGCUAACUACCUGCUCACCAGCGAGGCCCGCAUCGUCGCUAUGACCUCGACCCACGCGGCCAUGAAGCGGGGCGAGAUCGCCUCGCUUGGGUUUCACUAUGACAACGUGGUCAUGGAAGAAGCCGCGCAGAUCACUGAAAUCGAGAACUUCAUCCCGUUUGCCAUGCAAAAACCAAAGCAGCAGCAGGACGGGUCAUCAUCAUCAUCACCACCAUCAUCAGGCCUCCAACGCGUCGUCCUCUGCGGCGACCACUACCAAAACUCCCCCGUCAUCCAAGGCCUCGCCUUCCGGCAAUACGCCAACCUCGAACAAUCCCUCUUCUCCCGCCUCGUCCGCCUGGGCGUACCCACCAUCCACCUCGACCAGCAAGGCCGCGCGCGCCCGUCCAUCGCCAACCUCUACCGCUGGCGCUACCCAGGCCUAACCGACCUGCCACACACCCAAACAGCCCCCGAGUUCCGCGCCGCCAACGCCGGGUUCAAGUACGACUUCCAGUUUGUCGACGUGCCUGACUACAAGGGCCGCGGCGAGACGGAACCCUCGCCGCAUUUUGUGCAGAAUCUCGGCGAGGCUGAGUAUGCGGUGGCCAUAUACCAGUAUAUGCGCCUGCUGGGGUACCCGGCGGCGAAGAUUAGUAUUUUAGCCACGUAUGCGGGUCAGCGCGCGCUGAUUCGUGAUGUGCUGGCGCAUCGGUGUGCGAAGAACCCUGUGUUUGGCCUGCCGCGGGUUGUCACGACGGUGGAUAAAUAUCAGGGCGAGCAGAACGACUACAUCAUCCUCUCCCUAACGCGCACCACCCGCCCCGGCUACCUCCGCGACCUCCGCCGUCUCACCGUCGCCCUCUCCCGCGCCCGUCUCGGCCUGUACGUCCUCGGCCGUCGCGCCGUGUUCGAAGCAAGCCCCGACUUGCGCGCUGCGUUUGAUCGGCUCCUGCGUCGGCCGGAUCGGUUGGUGCUCGUCACGGGGGAGAUGUGGCCUGCUCAGAGGGAGGUUUUGGCUUCUGCUUCUGCUGCUUCUUCGGGUGGUGCUGCUGAGGAGGUGGAUGUGACCAUCCCCGGCGAGGCGGUCAUGGAAGGAGUGGAACACCUCGGGCAGUAUGUCUUUGAGAUGACCAACACGCGGCUGCAGCAACUGCGGGAGGUGAAGGGGCUGGCCGCCGUGGGUGGUGGUGGUGAUGGGCUGCUGCCGGCGGUGGUGGAGGAGAUUGAGGAGGGAUAUGGGGGGCUUGAGGUAGAGGGGAAGGGGACGGCGUUGGGUGAAGGGGAGGGCGAGGGUGGUGAAGAGGAGGAGGAGGAGGAGAAGCAGGAGGAGAUGGAUAGGGUUGCGAGGGGUGAAGGGUUUGAAGCGGAGGAGGAGUAG